AUGACUGGUGUGCAUGCAAGUUCACUUGGAACAUCAACAUCAACAACAACAUCAUCCACAACGCAACCACAACAACAACAACAACAAACUAUAGGUUCUCAAUCGGACUUACAUACAAAUAGAAGAAUAGCAAUGAAGAAAAAAGAAGAGAAACAAAAGGUUACAAGAGAAAGACAAGUUGCAAAAGAACGUGUCAAAGAGAACCUUCAAUUCUAUAUCGUCAAUGAAAAUGAAGAACAAUUGAAUUCUGUUGGAUUGGUUAAUAAUGAUUUCUGUGAUGCAUGUCAUGAUGGAGGUGAUUUGUUAUGUUGCGAAUCAUGUGAAUGCGCAUUCCAUAUGAUGUGUUUGGAUCCACCAGUAUCCUCUCUUCCUGAAGGUGAUUGGUUUUGUCAUUCUUGUGAACAAAAUAAAAACCCUAAACCAAAACAUUCAAAAUCAAUACUGUCAUCAUUAUUUGAUUCAUUAGAUACAUUGAAUCCAUCAUGUUUUACAUUACCUGAAGAAUAUUUAUUAAAUAAUUCAUUUAAACAAUCAUUUUGUAAUGUUUGUGAUGGUGAUGAUUCAAUGGAAGAUAUGUUACAUUGUUCACAUUCAAAAUGUAGAAUUUCAGUUCACACUUAUUGUUUGGAUCCUCCAUUGGUUCGAAAACCUCUUACUUGGAAAUGUGAUUUACAUGCCGAUAAACAACAACAACAAAAAAGUAAUAAUCAAUCAAACAAAAAAGAAAAGGAAUCAGUAGCAUCUACAUCUUCAUCAGUGUCGUCGAUGGAGAACAAUCAAAAUAGCUUUACAAACGAUUCAAACAAAAAUCGUAGAAAUAUUCACUCUCCAUUCCUAAGUGAUCGAUUCACUCUUGAAUUUGGUGGUGACAGUACUAUUGGUGGUGCAACUGCUCCCAAAGUAUUUCAAAAUCGUUAUAAUCCUUCUUAUCGUGAUCCAUUCUAUGAAAAUAUUUAUGGAAAUGGAUUAUCAUCAAAAGAUUAUUAUGAUCAUCAAUUAAUUGUUGAUUUAUUUGGAAAAGAUAAUUAUUCAUUUUUGACUAAUAAUAAUCAACAACAACAACAACAAACGGAUAUAAAUAAUAAUAAUAAUAAUAAUAAUCAAAAGAAUAAUAAUAAUAAUAGUAAAGUUUCUCAUCGUAGUGGAAAAGCUACUAGUAGGCAAAAAAAUAAGGAUGGAGAUCAUGAUGUUUAUAUGGAUGAUGAAGAACAACAAGACGCAAAUAAUGAAAAUUUAAAGAAAUUGGAUCAAUUACUAAAAGAACAAAGAAGAUUAUCUGUUGCUUCAAUGCCAUCAGAAUUUGGAAUAUUCCCAAGUGAUUUAUCAAAUCAACCAAUUGAUAAUUGUAAUUCAUUUGUAAUGUCUUCAUUAUCACCAUUAUUUACACAAUUUCUUGCAUGGCAAAGAUUAAUGCAAAUUAAUAAUCAAAUAUUCCAAGCACGCGCAAAUUUUCAUUCAACUUCAAAUCCAUCCUCUAAUCCAUCUUCAUCUUUUAAUCCACCCCAAGUUCAACCGACAACGACAACAACAACAACAACAACUUUUGUUUCCGAACCAUCUACUCCAACAACAAACUCUAUGAUGGAUAUUGAUAGUAGUAGUAGUAGUAGUAGUAGUAAAAAAUCAAAUGGAAGUAGAAGAGUCGAAAAGACAAAAGAAAAAGAGGAAAAAGAAAAGGAAAAAGAAAAAGAGAUUGAAAUUCCUAUUCCUAUACCAACACCACCAAUACCAACACCAGCACCAAAAAAAGAUUCUAAAAAAGAGAGACAAAGAGAAAGAGAAAGACAAGAAUCUGAAAGAAGAGAAAAGGAAAAAGAAAGAGAAAGAGAGAGAAAAGAAAAGGAAAAAGAAGAACGUGAUAGAAGAGACCGAGAAAGACAAGAAAAAAGAGAAUUGGAAGCACAAAAGGAAAAGGAAAAAGAAUUACAAAAGGAAAUUGGAAAAGAAGAGGAGGAACCACAACAAAUGGAAAUUGAUCGAUCUCAAUCUCAACCUCAACCUCAAUCACAAAACAUAGCCAAAUUUUUCAAAAGAAAAUCAAUGGAUAAAUCGACUAUAACCAAUUUGCCAACUCUAAAGAAAACAAAGGGUGCCGCUACCACUACUGCCACGACUUUAGAUGAUCAAGAAUCUUUUAGUGAAGUAUCGAUUGUUAUUCCUGCCAGUCCAGAAGAUACAACAAAACACUCUGUCACUGAACAAUGGGUGUCUAGUCCUUUACCAACUAUAGCUCCCAUCUCUACACCCGACAAACCAAUAUCUACCGAUCAUCGACAAAUUUAUGGUCGAUUACCACUUCGUAUUCAACACAAAAAUUCACCUUCAUCCUCUCCCUCUGCUACUACUACCACCACCACACCUUCUGAAAUUGUUUCACCAAUUCAAAAGUCUGGUCAAUUAUCACCACCUACCACUCCAAUGUCUCCAUCAUUGGAUUCUUCAACUAUUUUAGUGUCAACUCCAUCUGCUUCAUCGUCGACACCAAACACUUCCAUCCAACAACCAGAAUCACCAUUUGUUCCAAAGACAAUACUUAGUCCAAGAUUACCAAGAUUACCAAGAGUACCAACCAUUGUAGGUCAACAACAACAACCACCUGCUGUCGAAACGUUAUCAUCAUCGUCAUCAUCGACCAUUUCACCUUCACCAUACAAACCAUCAACCUUGCAAAUUCCACAACCUCCACCAUCUAAAAAACCAACAAAGUCAAAGACUGUACCAUUACCACCAGCUGUUUUCCCAUCUCCCAGUACCCCAUCACCACCUUCACCAUCACCAGUUAUAAUACCAACUGCUGUUGUUUCAUCGACAACAACAGCGACAACUACAACUGGUAUAUUGUCAUCACCCUCAUCAACAACACCUGUUACUACACAAAAUCCAACAAUCUCUCCAUCUAGACUAAAUAUGACAUUCAAAGUACCAUCUCCAGGAGGUGAUUUUAAAAAGGUUAUUGUAAAGAUGGGAGGAACUCAAUUAUCUGAAUCAAAUAAUACACCAACUACAACAACAACAAGUCAACCUCAACCACCUACAUCACCACAACCAGUACAACUUUUACUUCCACUUUCUAAUCCUCUUGUUUCUCCAAUUAUAACUCAAGUUGAUCAAAAAAUAGAUCAAGUUGCUCAAAAAAUAGAUCCUCCUCCACAACCACCUCUACCUCUUUCUCCUACACCAAUUCAUUCAGUUCAAAUUACAUCUUCUUCAAACAUUGUACAACAAUCAUUAUCAAUAGCAUCACCAACAUUUGUAAGAGGCAUUUUUACAGAUUCAAUUUAUAUAUUAUCUAUACCGAUAGCUGUAUUAUAUAUGAUUACAGCAGAAGGAGGAGAAUCUUUAGCACAUCAAAUGAAAUUGAGUAGAAUUAUCAUUGGUAGAGGAAAGAAAAAGAAUGGUAUAUCUACAGAUAUUUGGCUAAAGGACAGAGCAGUAUCUCAUCACCACGCAGUCAUUGAAUAUGACUUGACCAAGAAUCGAUUUGCAGUUGCCAGCUUUGCAAGAAACAACAAUACAUUUAUCAAUGGCACCAGAAUACUUCAAGAUCAAAUGGCAACAUUCACCAAGGAAACUCAAUUUUUAUCACCACCCGAAGCCGUCUUUUACAAGGAAUCAAAACCCCUAGCAACAGGCGAUAUCCUUAAAAUAUCAACAACCUCUUUUAGAUUUGAAAUACUUCCAAAUAAUAUUACAAGUGUUUUAAAUCUUUUUAAAUCUAAAGGUUUUCCUAAAUUAAUUUAA
Cavenderia fasciculata is the source of this 3741-nucleotide messenger RNA. RefSeq lists its product as uncharacterized. The record is from RefSeq and is a predicted model, not a curated record. Gene Ontology annotation, molecular function: protein binding. NCBI's taxonomy places the organism in Eukaryota, Evosea, Eumycetozoa, Acytosteliales, Cavenderiaceae. Gene Ontology annotation, biological process: regulation of transcription by RNA polymerase II. Gene Ontology annotation, cellular component: Rpd3S complex. The coding region runs from base 1 to 3741 and encodes 1246 amino acids. The transcript has 6 exons.